Cutaneotrichosporon oleaginosum is the source of this 3149-nucleotide messenger RNA. The record is from RefSeq and is a predicted model, not a curated record. Lineage: Eukaryota; Fungi; Basidiomycota; Tremellomycetes; Trichosporonales; Trichosporonaceae.
GCCGACAUCUGCCUCUCGGCAUGUGUCUUCUCUCUCUCUCGCUCGCUCCCAGCUCUGUCUCUCUCUCUCUCUUUCUAUCUCUCUCGCCUUUCAUCAUCCCCCCCCCCCUCACUCAUCUCCUCUCCUCUGGCCUCUUGAAUCACCCUAUCCUCUUGUCUAAACCCGUGGCUCCUGCAACCCCCACACCUCGUCAUCAUGGACAGCGACGACGCAAUGGACGACAACGGGUUCGACCUCGGACACGCCUUCACCGAGGCCAACGAGACUCCCUCCUCCGGUAAAGCUACACUCAAGCGCGGUGACGCGUGCUUGGCCUGUCGUCGGCGCCGAAUUCGCUGCAACGCCGCCAAGCCGGCCUGCGCGACUUGCGUCCGCCUCAAGAAGGACUGCGUGUAUGAGACGGGCAAAAGCACAUCGCGCAUCGCGCAGCUGAAAGCGCGAAUUGCCGAACUGGAGUCACAGCUGGCCUGUCGCUCGCCGGAGCAACAAUCCAGCGGAGGCGAGCAGAGCUUGCAGCGUCGUGGUUCAUCUGCCGAGGGGUCUGUUCCACAGUCAAGCGCGGGCCACCAGACCGGAUCAGGCUCGCCACAUGUUCCGACCCACCAGCUCGCCCACCAGCAGCAGACUCAGGAGAAUCGCUUCCAGGUUUCUGCGUCCUCCUCAAGCCAUGCUGGCCAUACAAUCUCUCCCUCAGCGCUGGCCACCCAACGCAGAGAUGGAUUGCUGCCCGUUCCUGCAGACGGCUACGCGCACGGUCCUCGAACACCGAGAAGCCCAGUCCGUACCCCGCAGGCUCAGCAGCAGCAACAGCAUUACUUCUCCCACCAGCAUCAGAAGGACCAGCAUCAUAACAACCCACAGCAACAUGAGCAGCAACAUAUCACCCACAACGGCAACAAUCAUCACCAUCACCAGAACCCCCAACGGCCGGCGUCGGCCUCGUCCUUCCCUUCGACACCGGCGCCGAUGACCUCUGGUCACACGCACUCGGACACGCUCGGCACAGUGCUAGGUGCAACCCCUCGCUCAGGGCGCACACCAUAUCCGCAAAGCACAGGGCCGAGGCCCCUCGGCGCUCCCGACCCAAACUUCGACUUUGACCUCUCCUUCCUCGAUCAGCCUGUGUCUGAGCUGAGCGCCGCCAUGAUGGGUGCGUCAAUGGCUCAGAACGACCAGAUCGAUAUGGUCGCGCUGAAUCGCCGGUAUCAUGGCAUCAGCGCAAGGUCCGAUGUCACCGGUGUGCCUAUGAAAUCGCCAAGACCAGGCACUCGUGGGACGCCAUUGCCUGACUCGGCGGAUAGUCCUCUGGGACAGGCGCAACCCGGGGAGGCCCCGGCCCUCCUCAAUAAGAUGAUGGGACAAUUCCUCAAGCAACACCAGCAGCAAAGCGUCUCGUAUUUUGAAGAAGACGAGGAUGCUGAAAUGGAGUUCCUUCCUUCGCUUGGCGAUAUCGAGAUCCUACCCUCUUUGCCGCAGGGGCGUGAGCUCGUCGGAGGUUGGUUCGACCCUCAUGACAUCCCGCCAGCUGUCCGUGAUCAUCUCCUGGACCUAUUCUUUUCCAAGACCAACGCCGGGAACCUCUUCCAUGUGGUCUUCCAUCUGCCACGACUCUACUCUCGUUUAACAAUGCCGCCAAACAAGCGUCCACACCCGUGCCUCAUGUACGCGAUGUACUCGUGCGCAGCCCGCCUCUCGUCUCAGCCAGCUAUCAAGCAGCUUGAGGGGCAGUUUUACAGCAUUGCCGAAAAGCAGAUCCGUUUGGCCAUCAAGAAUCACGAUCGCCUGUUGGACGUAGUGCGUGCUAUGGCGCUCCUGGUCUCGUACCUCUUUGCAAAGGAGCAGUACAGUCUCGGCUACCACAUGACGGGCACGGCCGUGCGUCUGGCCAUCUCGUGCGGGCUUGAUCGAAUUCCAACAUCUGUGUGGUCGCCACCACCUCCGUUCAAUGCUGCGAUCCACUGCACCUUACGCAUGGGAGGAUACGCCCUUCCUCCGCCUGAGGAUCCGAUUGACUUGGCAGAGCGCAUCUAUGCCUUCUGGGCUGUGUACGAAACAGAUUUGUGCACGGCCGUUGCCUACCUUUGGCACUCGGGAUUCCCAAUUGACGAGAUCCGCACCCCAUUGCCGCGGCCCAUGAUCGAGUACGAGCUUGGUAUCGUCUCUGAGAAGGACGACGUCCCAAUCGGCUCAGUGUUCGGCGCUACACCACCUCCCUACAACUCGGACACGUCCUUUAUGGUCCUGCGCAUCAAGGCCGUCACCUUCCUCGCUAGAGUGCUCAAGUUACGGCAGGACAAACCUGAAAUCGAGCAGCCGCAGGUGGCACCAGCGACGCCUGAGCCGCACGGCUGUUCCUACCCCGGGUCACCAUUCCCAGCACACAUCACACAUCCACAAGGAUUUGCGCGCCUCAAAUCCGGCCUGGAUAGAUUCGUGGCAUCGCUUCCGGAAUACAUGCAGCCACCCUGGCAGUGGGAUUCAGAGGACGACCGCGACCUCAGCCUCCCCCGCGUUCAGAUUGGCCGCGACACCUCCAUUAUCCACUUCCUGAUCGGCAACGCCUACAUGCAGCUGUGGAACGUGCGUGCCCUGGACGCCGAAAACACUGUCGCCAUUCUCAUUGCGCGCCGCCUUGUCAACGUCAUGUACCUCUUCCAGACGGAGCCUCUUAGCACAGGCUACGACAUCUUCAUGAUCACCAUCUGGAACGAGGUGGCCAUGAUCUUGCUGCGUGAGGCAAAACGCCUCCAGUAUGUCGGUGACCACGAGAAAGCUGCCCUCAUCGAUGCCGAUCUUGGUGUAGCCAUCACUGCGCUCAAGAAAUGGGGAGAUGUCGACCUCGCCAAUGAGCAUGACGGCGCGGACAUUGCCGCCAUGAACGGCAAAAUGCUUGACCAGCUACGAGCGAUGAGCGAGCAGGACUGGGCUGAAGCGGUGGCAGAGAGCCAGCGUCGUUACGGCGGGGGUGCGCCUGGAAGCCCAGGCGUAGCAUCUGCGGCCAUGGCCGGUUUGGCAAGCAUGACAUGUCCUCAGCGGGCCAGCUGUGGCGCGACGCAAAGCGCGUUAAAUUGAGCUUGCCCCAGGUAAUUUGUGAUGGUUGUAACAUGCAGGAUGUGUAUCAAUAUGGCCGCGGGUUCCUAAUGUCUAGA